UUAAUAAAUCUGGAUCGUUCGAUUUAUGCUGAUCCUGAGCACAUUGAAAUCGGAAUGGCAAAACUUUGGGCUAGUGCACAUGGUGUGAUGAACAGCAACGAAACAAUCGAUGUCUUGCGCAAGUUUUAUCUGUCUGAUGGGCCGCUCACCAACAUUCAGUUUUUGCCGAAAGAGAUGCAAAACUUCGUUGCUGAAAGAGGCUUUCCAGUGUACCGUUUUGAAAAGCUACCCGCUGACGCCGAGUUUCUUGAAGAGGAGGAACCGAGUGACAAAACAAAAAGAGUUAAGAGGCAAAACGGAGAGCUCAUUGAUGCACAGUGUUCAGGGGGGCAAUUUGCUGCAUGGAAGUAUGCUUAUGUUAAUAAGAACACCUGUGACUAUCUAAACUUUUGCACUGAAUCCUGCAAGGUGCUUCAAAGAACACACAUACGGAACGUCAUGUUUGUCUCCUGCUUGUGCUGUCCUUAUCAUCGUCGCAUGUCGGAAUGUAUUCAUUGCGAAGAGCUGACUCACGGUUGA
Messenger RNA from Lingula anatina, 519 nucleotides. RefSeq lists its product as uncharacterized. Lineage: Eukaryota; Metazoa; Brachiopoda; Lingulata; Lingulida; Lingulidae. The record is from RefSeq and is a predicted model, not a curated record.